GCAGUGUGCUGACCAGACAUAGCAGUGACUGCCAAAGGUCAUGAUCAGUAUUUUGGCCCAUGGUGUAUGCAUUGCUGUAUAUCUGUACACAUCCAUCUGUUACAUGAUUGCUAGAGGGUGGGUUUGUCUUUUUGAAUGGGCUGAUUAUAAGAGGUUUGAACUAAAAAGGCACCUGUACUUUAAAAACAAUGCUAGCUGUUCUGCCCAACACAGUAGCCACUAGUCACAAGCAAUUAUUUACCUUUAAAUUAAUUAAAAGAAAAUAAGAUGAAAACUUCAGUUCCUCAGUUGCACUAACCACAUUUCAAGUCCUCAGUGGUCACAUGUGGCUAGUGGCUUCCAUGUUGAACAGCACAGAUAAAGAGCAAUUCUAGCCUUGCAGAAAGUUCUAUUGGCUGCAUGUGAGGGAGUGUGAAGGGAUUUCAGGUGACUUUUAGAGUUGAGAGGGUCCUACUCAAGCCUGUCUCCUGCAUUUGCUGUGGUUAGAGAAAGGAUGAUUUCAAAGAUAAAAUCUUCAGCGAGGCUUGGUGUGUCAUCAAGGGAACUUGAUGAUGGAGCAGGGAGAGGCAGAAACCCAAUACCAAUUCGGGGCUUUGAGGGCGGAACUUCCUGGCUUUUCAUCAUUGCCUUCACCAAGACCCACCUCAUUUGGGUCAGCCUUUCCCUUUCUCUCAUACCUUACUCACACUUUCCCUCUGAAAGUGGUUUUAGGAGGUAAACACAAGUUGGCCAUGGGAUAUCCAGGCCCUGCUUUCCCAGGGCCUCUGAGGCUGAUGCUGUUGGACCAGCAGGUUGGCCUGGGGCUGUCCGUAUGAGCUGGCUCUGCACAAAGCUCUGAAUUGGAGUCCUGAAUGAACACAGUGCCUUUGACAGAAUGUCACAUAAAAUGAUCUCGCUUCAUAUUUCUCGGGCUAGCCAAGCCUUUUAUAGGAGUAAUCCGAUAGCUCAUCAAUAAUUUUCUGAUAUACGAAAUGGAGAAAAUAAAGCCACAGAAUGAUUAAGUACGUGCCCAGCAAUUCAGCAGUAGAGGUCAAGGUGAAAAUCAUCACCCUUCACCUUUGCAAAUCUACUUGUGGGAAUUCAUUUAGCUAUAUUAGCACAACUAUUUAUUGCAGCAUUGGUUAUGAUACUGAAUAACUGGAAACACCGUAUGUGUCUAUAUAAAUAGGGGAAUGGAUUCAGUGAAUUGUGUCAUAUUAAUACAACACACUAUUAUGCAGCCUAUAAGACCAUAAUUUAGAUUUGCAUAUGCUGAUAUGGAAAGAUCUCUAAGAUACAGUACGUGAAAACUUAAUAUGUGAAAUUGAAUGCAGAGCAUGAUCCACUUGUGUUAAUUGUGUUUAAAAGAUAGAUAUUCCAGGAGAAUAUACAAGAAACUUUUACGACCAUUUUAUUUGGGGAAUGAGCAGGAGUUGGCAAGGGAAAAUCUUGAUUUCAUUUCCUACUGUAGUGUCAGACUUUUUUUAACAAGGAACAUAUUCGUGUUUUACUUUCAUUUUAAAAUGAAAUUUUAUUUAUGUACUUUCAAAAUUUAAUUUUUAAAAACAUGUUUGUAUACUUUUAGCCCAGGUAAUACACACAUGUGAUUCAAAAUUCAAAGGUACAAAAGAGUAAAGUAUGAAAUGUUAACCUUCCUGUUUCUCCAUCCUCUGGUCACCCAACUCCCUUUCUUGGAGAAACCACUGUUACUCCCCGAUAACGCAGAUGAAUGUUGCUAGAAGUCAGGAAUGCAAAUUGGGUUUCAUUUCUGUGAUUCUGGUAUCUUGCAAAUCCUUCCAGACGUUCUACCCAUGUAAGAGAAAGUUCCUUAAGUUAGUUUCUGAUUAUAUUUGUAAACACGAAUGUGUGCUAAAAUCUCCUUUGACCAUCACUCCUAACCCCUCUCUUCCAUUCCUGUAUUUAUAAUGUUAGGGUUUUAAAAACAUAGCUAGCUGGAGAAGAAACCCAACUUUUCCAAGUUUAUUAGUCAAGAACAGCAGGCAAAAGUUCAAAGUUCCCGGCUAGCAUGUUACUUAGGGCCCACACUUUGGGCACAGGAAAUGCUAUGAAACCAUAUUAUAAAGAGUCAUUGCAUGGUUUGGAUCGAGUCUAGCUUCUGGGGAAGGCAUGCAGCGGGCUUGGAGCAGUAGCUGUUUACCAACCAGCACAGAAGUUUCUCAACAGUGCAACAACCUGCUUGGAUGUACUGGGGGUCUUACUGGGGCAAACCCACCUGGAGGGAUGGUGCCCAUGACUGGUACAGGUUCUUUGGAGCUAACAGUCUAGUACAGGAAAACACACCAUUGAUUAUUUAAUUACAAUUAUAAUAAGAGAGAUGAAAGAGAAAUAAGAGCGUAUGCCAGGGGUCUGAAGUAGUUCGUGAGUAAAGGAAGUCUUAUUUGAGAGGAGAGUAUGAAUAGGAAAUUAGAGAGGGAGAAAAAGUGUAUUCCCAGCAGAGGGAACAGCACGUGCAAAGGUAACUUGUUCAUGAUGCAAGUAGGGAAUUAGCACUCUACCACAACCAAUAUUUUACAAGUCAAAGACACAUUCUUCAAGGGUUCUCCGCUGCUCUGUUUGAGUUCCAUUGCUUGUUGUUUCUUUAUUAGCACUCUAUUCCCAGGUAGGUAAAUAGAGACGAGACGGCAGUUGUAGCUCAAGGCUGCAGUCCCCAAACCCCCUUCUGUAAGGACAUGAAGGCUGGGAUGUUCGUGAGUAUAGCACAGAAUGCGCUUGGAGGUGCUCAGAAAGAGAAAGUUCUAGAAAGAAGCAGGUCUAUGGUUGCCCUGGAGGUAUUUGGUUUGAGACAUGUGCCCCUCAAGAUGUGUGAGUUUGUGCGGUGACCUUGCUGCUGCAAGUGACCUGUUGAAGAGUCAGAUGUGGGUUGAACAUGUAGCAAAUUCUCUAGGCCUCUGAUUUUCCAACCACAUUUUGCCUUGCUGUUUUUGGUUCUUCUGCUGUGUUCUGGCCUGUAGCCUGCUGUUCUGAGAACCUACUAUGCUUCUAUUUACUCUGUCUUCAAGGAGUACCUUCUGUGUUUCAUUUGCCUGGCUGAUUUUUACUGGUCUUUUAUGUUUUGCUUUUCUGGAUGUCUACUUCUUCCAGUUCAAGAGUUAGGUGCUUGACUUCUGUGCUCCCAUGUACCCUGCACUUAACUUUUGUAUUCCCAUAAUGCUCUGCACUUGACUUCUGUAUUCCCAUAAAGCCUUGCACUUGACUUCUGUGUUCCCAUAAUGCCCUGCACUUGACUUCUGUGUUCCCAUAAAGCCCUGCACUUGACUUCUGUGUUCCCAUAAUGCCCUGCACUUGACUUCUGUGUUUCCAUAAUGCUCUGCACUUGAUUUGUGUUCUCAUAAUGCCAUGCACUUGAUUCCUGUUUCCCAUAGUACCCUGCACUUGACCUCUGUAUUCCCCUAAUGCCUUGCACCUGACUUCUGUGUUCCCAUAAUACCCUGUACUUGACUUCCCUCUUCCCAUUGUGCCCUCCACUUGCCCCACACAGGCUGUAACACUGGCUGUGACUCUGAUGCUCUCAUAGGUUGUGGUGCUUCUCAGGACUAUGUUUACUUCCUCUUAGUAUUCAGGGGGCCUGGUGCAGGCCUUACAAUAAGACUAUGAAAAUGUUUGUUGAGACAGUAGUCUGCAGAUAAGCGCCUUUGGGAACUGGAGCAGGUGAUCUGUACGGGCUGAGGGAGCCUUGAUGGAAGAGUUGGCUGUCUGACUGACUCUCAUAGUUUGGGCAGAGGAGAGAGGAAGUUGUAGGCAUUCUGGGUGAAGGUGCUGGCAGUGCACUGAAGAGAGAGGGAAUGCAAUGUGGUGUGGUGGAGGACAAAAGAAAACUCCCCAUCCCCUAACCCCACGUGAAAACUCCCCUCAAGGCUUUCUUCCAUGAAAGUCCUCCUUUAGCUUAACCCAGUGAUGUUCAACUGAGGGAUAUUUUGCUCUCCAGGGAAUAUUUGGCAAUGUCUGGAGACAUUUUUGGUUUUCCCAAUUGAGGAGCUAUCAGCAUCUAGGAGUAGAGGCCAGGGAUGCUGCUAAAUAUCCUAUGAUGCACAGGACAGUCAGCUCCCUACAACAAAAAGUGACCCAAAGGUCAGGGGUGGUGGCUCACGCCUGUAAUCCCAGCACUUUGGGAGGCUGAGGCAGGUAGAUCACCUGAGGUCAAGAGUUUGAGAGUAGCCUGACCAACAUGGUGAAACCCCAUCUCUACUAAAUACAAACAAUUAGCCAGGCAUGGUGGCAGGUGCCUGUAAUCCCAGCUACUUGAGAGGCUGAGGCAGGAGAAGUGCUUGAACCCUGGAGGUGGAGGUUGCAGUGAGCUGAGAUUGUGCCAUUGCACCCCAGCCUGGGUGACAAGAGUGAAACUCCAUCUCAAAAAAAAAAAAGGACCCAGCACAAAAUAUCAGUCAUGCUGCCAUUAAGAAACCCUAAAUUAGGCAGACUGUGGCUUAGCCACAUGUUGAUCAUGUAGACUAGGGCUGCAUGAGUAAAUGUUGGAUGUUUCUAAUUAACUUGUACAUGUGACCAGUGAUAUUCUAUGGGCAGUGUCAUAUGACCAGAGAUAUAGGAGAGGAAGCUGGUUUGGGGCAAGUUGCUGCUUUGUUUAUUGACACUCUGUCUUCUGUUACUGCAUGGAUGAAGGUUUGGUGGGAUAUGCAGUCGUGGUGUAGGAAGGGGCGAUAGAUGCACAGGAGACAGAGCAAGGUGUGAGGACAGGCUGAAUAACCUCUGUGCUGCCUGCUCAGGGGACAACCAUAGUGAUAUGGCAGGAUGUGCACAGGCCACAGGCUGGAACCUCAAGGGAAAACGUGUAGCUGAGUGUUGUGAUACGAGGAAGGCAUUGGCAAGAACGUCAUCUGCGACCGUGCGGCCACGCCGCUGGACGCCUUCCGCAUGACCUCCGCCGCCCACUACUACCCCAAGCUCAUGAGCAUCAUGGGCAACGUGCUGCGCUUCCUGCCGGCUUUCGUGCGCAUGAAGCAGCUGAUCGAGGAGGGCUACGUGGGUGAGCCGCUGGUGUGCGAGGUGCAGGUACACGGUGGCAGCCUGCUGGGCAAGAAGUACAACUGGAGCUGCGACGACCUGAUGGGCGGCGGCGGCCUGCACUCUGUGGGCACCUACAUCAUCGACCUGCUCACCUUCCUCACCGGCCAGAAGGCCGUCAAGGUCCACGGGCUGCUCAAGACCUUCGUGAAGCAGACUGACCACAUCAAGGGCAUCCGCCAGAUCACCAGCGAUGACUUCUGCACCUUCCAGAUGGUGCUGGAGGGCGGGGUGUGCUGCACCGUCACCCUCAACUUCAACGUGCCCGGCGAGUUCAAGCAGGAUGUCACUGUGGUGGGCUCAGCCGGGCGCCUGCUGGCCGUGGGCACCGACCUUUACGGGCAGCGCAACAGCGCCCCAGAGCAGGAGCUGCUGGUGCAGGAUGCCACGCCGGUGAGCAACUCCCUGCUUCCGGAGAAGGCCUUCAGCGACAUCCCCUCGCCCUACCUGCGCGGCACCAUCAAGAUGAUGCAGGCGGUGCGCCAGGCCUUCCAGGACCAGGACGACCGGCGCACGUGGGACGGGCGGCCCCUCACCAUGGCCGCCACCUUCGACGACUGCCUGUAUGCCUUGUGCGUGGUGGACACCAUCAAGAGGUCCAGCCAGACGGGCGAGUGGCAGAACAUUGCCGUCAUGACCGAGGAGCCGGAGCUGAGCCCCGCCUACCUGAUCAGCGAGGCCAUGCGCCGCAGCAGGGUGUCCCUCUACUGUUAGCACAGACUGAGAACCUCGGGGACUUGAGCCUUCUGCAGGGGGUGUCCACAGAGAGGGAAGGGCCGAAGGGAGAGGGUGGCCAUGGGGAAUGUGGGGAUCAGGGAGGUGGAGGGACAGUGUGAGUAAAUGGCAUCUGGGAAGGUAAACUCCAGUCCCGGUGACCGACCCCAAACCAGACUGUUGGUGGGCUGAGCUCCUAGCCUGGAAGCAUUCAGGAGAGCCUGCCAUUCCUGGGGUGAUCCCUGCUGGGUAUUUGCACGAGAGUGGUUUGGUUUAGCUGCCUCUGCUGCCCUUUACUGUGACAAGCAAGGAGGGGUUGCUUCCCUCCCUACCUCAUCCAUCCCACACACCUUGGCCUUCUGCAAGCCAAGUGGUUCUGCGAGGUCAAGGAACUGGUAUCAGAUGGCAAGCUCAGUGCCCGGGACACCCACUGCUGGCAGGAGAAGGCCCAUUUUCACAGUCUGCAGAAGCCUGUUAGGCUGGAGUUGGGGGUGGGAUGGGCUGGUGAGAGAGUUCAAAUUCCAGGAAGCCACUUUUUAUUGGAUGUGAGAUAUCUAAAGGCAAAAGUACUUAGUAGCAAAGUGGCCACCUUUUGAUUGAUUGGGCUUCCUCAUAGGAAGCACUGGGGGUGUGUCUUUGUACUUGGUUCAUUGCCCUUCACCUGGUGGAGAAAGAGAGGUCAGAAAUAGCAAGCAGGACUCCUAGAAGCCACAAGGAAAGAGCACAGGCUGCACCAAAGCAGGGGCAGCAGAGAAUAAAAUAGCUCUUUGAACUUGUCAACAAUUUCAAAACUGCAAGGAGUCACCUUAUAACACUAUUUCCAGUAAACGUGGAAUUGAGUAUCAGAGGGAUUACUGAGGUGUUAAGGUAGCCCUGCCACAUGGCUCUCCAGGCAGGGCCAAGAAGACAGCACAAAGUAUGGGUUUGACCAUAAGCUCAUAUGCUGUCCCCAAAGACUGAGGACAGCUGUGUGCCUCAGUGUUGCAGUGUGAAUUCCUAAAUAGAAGGUAAAGUGAGCCUAGCCAGGGAGGUGUUUGGGGCUCCAUCACCCAUCUCUCCUACCAAGCUGGGCAAGAGCUUUUAGGGGAUUCAUCCAGCUUUGUGGAUUUAAAAAGGAAGCCUUCAGUUCCAAUCAGAAUCCUCUUUCCUUAAAAAAAAAAAAAAAAACGUAUUUUCCUUAGCUCCAGCAUUUGCUUUCAGGAUUCUGACACCUGAGAAUUUGGGGGUAGGUACGAAACAAAACAAAGCAAAAGGACAACAAAGAACAUUAUUUCUAGUGUUUCUAAAAUGGGGGUUUAGAACCCCCAAGGGGCCACACUUAGGCUUGAGAAGGCUAAUGUUGGAAAAAACAUGUUCUUCUAAUUGGUCUCCUGUCUGUCUUGUCCUUGCACACUCUGCUUACAGAGUUUUGUUAGAGAUGCUGAACUGCAGGCUGGGAGCAGGCAGUGCCAAAAGGGAACAGGCACACACACACACACACGCGCACACACACACACACACACACACACAGAUUUUUGAAUGCUUGCUACCGACAAAUGUCGCUGAAACCAUUCUUAAAAAAUUCAGAUCUGGUCUUGAAAGAAAGAUCCAAUCAAGUGCAUUCAGAGAACAGGGAAUUAUCCUCUGUUAUCUUUGUUUAAUUCUUCACCCCACGUAAGACAUUUAUCAAGGGUUGACGUGGAAGCCAUUCCUCAUAAGUCUAUGUAGCUUUUGUUCACAGGCUCACUGAAGUCCAACAGGUGUCUUUACAUGCAACUGAGGUUUAGAGUUCUUUUCAGAUAGUUGCCAUCAGAACUAGAAGGGAAUCUAAGAGGCCUGGAGUCCACCCCCAGCCUGUGUAGGCAAAAUCUGAGAAUGAACAGUCCAAUCAGUUGCAUCCUUCAUUGUCCUCCCUAGGGUCAACAUUCUUUGAAGCCCAGGCUACUCAUAGGUUUAAGUGUGGUGUGUCUAAACACGAGGGGAAUGCUGGGCAUUUUCUAGAACAGAGAAGUAAGUACUGCCUUCCUGGAAAGAGUCACCCUGCUUCCUGAGGCAUUGCUACAGCACUGCAGGGUGGGUCAGCUGAAACUCCAUGCAUGGUUCAUUGUGGUCCCUGAUCUGUUGCUGACAGACUUCAUGGUCAGCAUUCCAGCUCUUGCAGCUAUAAGUUCCAAACCAGAGAUUUGCUGGAAUGGAAGUCUCCCAAUAAUAGUUUGAACAGAGGCCCAUGUCAUGGACUGCUUUGGUUCUCAUUCUUCUUUUCUUUUUUUUUUUUUUGAAAUGGAGUCUCGCUCUGUCACCCAGGCUGGAGUGCAGUGGUGUGAUCUCUGCUCACUGCAACCUCUGCCUCCCAGGUUCAAGCGAUUCUCCUGUCUCAGCCACCCGAGUAGCCGGGACUAUGGGUGGCUGCCACCACAGCCGGCUAAUUUUUUGUAUUUUUAGUAGAGAUGGGGUUUCACUGUAUUAGCCAGCAUGGUCUCGAUCUCCUGACCUCGUGAUCCGCCUGCCUCGGCCUCCCAAAGUGCUGGGAUUGCAGGCGUGAGCCACCGCGCCCAGCUGGUUCUGGUUCUUCUAAAUUGCUCCCUGGGAAAGUAGUUUUUGGGGAAACAUUGGAAUUAUUAUUAUUAUUAUUUUCUAGCUAGCAUGAAGGGCUCCGAUUAAGGAUGAAGGGAAAGCAAACAAAAUAAUUCAAUGGGUUUCAUUUUUCUAAGUCAUUCAUAACCUAAAUAGGGAUAUUCCUGGGGUUUCAAUUGUAUGUUUCUGUACUAAACCGUAAUACUUGGGAAAUCUUUUCCCAAUACUUGGGGUUUUGGAGGGAGGUCCCCACAAAGGCCUCUAAGCUCUGUGAUAAAUAUUUAAUGUCUAAAACAAAAACUCUCAUUUGACGCUGGGGUAUUAGAAAGAACAUACAUUCUUUAAAAGAGGCAUGAAAAAAUAUUUUAGUGAGUGUGCUCACAUUUUAUCUACUGAAAUGCAUGUAGUAGGUAGAUGAAGGAACAAGAGAAAGAAAAGAACUGGAUAGUUCAUUUUCUUUAAAUAUAAAAUGUAGCAGAUGGGUUUGAGAUACUCCUUUAGUGCUCCAUUUGCCCUUAUCCCACCACAUGCAAAGACUUGAUUUGGGGUAGCUAUAUGAAGCUGAAAUCUCUAGCCUUCAACAGCGUUCUGCAGAAGGACUUUGUUUCAGCCCAGCACCGUUCAUCAUGCCCUUAGGGGUCUGGGUACCCACAGCUGACUUUGACCUAGGACUAAAACCCAGCAAUCUUUUGGCUCCUUUCUGCUUUGUUUAAUGUACAUCAAGGGCCUUGAUGUAAGGAGGCAGUGCUUUAGGAGUCUUCGCAUUUAGUUCCUGCACGCCUGUUUCGUUCCCAUCAAUGUGCGAAUGGCCUAGAUUUCAAGUUCUGAGGGAGGGUGUGGGUCUGGGUUCUUACCUGGUAUCUAAAAAAUGUUUGGGAGUGCCCUGGGCCUAUUUGAAAAGUUUGAAUCUGAUCACUGUCAGCUCCUCCAAGACUUCUCCUCUCAACAGACAAUUGCACUGUAGGGCACCCCAGACUCCCCUUAGCCUACAUGGCAGCAAAUACCACUGUGCCAGGUAUAUCUGGACUGUAGGAUAGUCUUGGCCAACUCCAAGACUGGCCAACUCCAAGACUUGUCCACUGUGUGCAGAGUAUUUUAAGUAUGUUAUCUCAUACAAUCCAUAAAAAACCCUAUAGUGUUGGGUAUUGCUAUUUCUUUUAUACACAUGAGAAAAUGGAGGCAGUAAGAGGAAGAGGAACUUGUUCAAAGUCACACAACUGUUAGGCAGAAAUGAGGUCAUUCAAAUCCUUAAUCUUCUCCUCCAGACCACACUGCCUCCCAGGAAGAGAUGUGGGCACCUCCUGCUCUUGCCAGGCAGGAAACCGCUCCUUAUCAACGUCUACAGGGGUCUGCUGUCACACCCAGGAAGGACUGUGACAAGCAUGGACUGGCCUGCAGCUCCACUCAGCCUGCUGUCAGCACCCUCCAGUUCAGCGGGAUGCAACAUCUGAUGUUCUGCCAGGAGGCUGUAGAGCUGCACAUGGAAGUAGCCAGUGUUUCUUCCCCUUCCAAAAUGCAAAUAUCACUCAGCCUCUUUUAAAAUUGACUUCCUGUGUUGAUUUUGACUGUAGGUGAUGCAGCAGGCCUCAGGGCUGGGGAUUUUCAAAAUCUUGUUGGCUAUUAUAGAUGGCCUUGGAAUUUGCUCUUGGGGGUCUGAAUAUAACGUAGGAAAAUGUCCUUUCUCAGGGAGUGAGGCUUUAAAGUUCGUUUGUUUGUCACUCAAAUGUUAGCUGUGCACUGCACCUUUACACCCUUACUCUCUUCAUCUUGUCUCAUAGCCACAGCUAUUGAAUUUGACCUGUGAUCAUAAGUUGGGUUUCUGAUCUGAUCUCUUGCAUUCUGGCGGGUACUGGGGGCAGAAUCAGCUUUGCUAAUGAUUUUCUGGGCAGAAGGUAAAUUCAGCUGCAUCUGAAGGGGCUUCACAGUCCAAUAGCUGUCCCUUUGUUUUACAUAACAGAGAGUGAUGGUCAAGGCCACCCACAUCUUUAGUGGUAGAGCCAGGACGAAAAGUCAGGUUUUCUGCCUCUUAAGUCUCAUGCUGCCUCACACAGCACCUCCAGAGCUCUAGGGAAAGGAGGCUCAGAGAGAUGAAGUGACUUGUCUGAAGUCCUAUGGCUAGUGGGUGAAGUUGGAAUUAGACCUGCAUUGCACCUCGAUUCGCUGAGCAGUUGCGGGGAAAUCCGGAAAUCCUUUUUGUUUGUUUGUUUGUUUUUUUUGAGACAGAGUCUCACUCUGUCACCCAGGCUGGAGUGCAAUGGCAUGAUCUCAGCUCACUGCAACCUCCGCCUCCCGGGUUCAAGCGAUUCUCCUGCCUCAGCCUCCUGAGUAGCUGGGAUUACAGACGCGGGCUACCACGCCCAGCUAAUUUUUGUAUUUUUGGCAGAGACAAGAUUUCACCAUAUUGGUCAGGCUGGUCUUGAACUCCUGACCUUGUGGUCUGCCCGCCUCGGCCUCCCAAAGUGCUGGGAUGGCAGGCGUGAUCCACCGUGCCCAGCUGGGAAAUCCAUUUUUUAAAAUAAACUCAAUUAUGUCUUGAACCUACUCAGAAAACAAGCUGUUUAAAAUGUCCCAUUGUGACUGUAAUGUGAUAAUGAUCUCUAACAUGUAUUUUAUUUGGCAAGGAUGGGGGAUGUGCAUCAAAUCUUCACCUCUGGGAUUUCCUGAGACUUGCUCCACUUGGCUCACCCUCCACCCGUAUCCCCACCCCACUCCUAGAUAUUAAUACAAAUCUAGCCCUGACCACUGCCUACUGCUCCACCACCGCCUACUUUCUUUGGCCAUCAGAACCUUGGAGUUUACAGAGCAGAGGCCAUGACAUUGGGGAGCUUGUUUAAAAAUCAAUGAUCAGAACCCCACAUUUUAAUUUCCUUUUGGGGAGAAAGAGGAGGGCCAUGGAAGAAAAGGGGUGUGCAGCUGGAGUGUUAUAACAGUCUUUCUCAGCGGCAGGCAUGCCCGUCCCUCCAUCUUCUCCCCACCAGGCACAGGAGCCAGCAGCUGGAGUGUGCUCUGAGUUUCAGGGGACCCCCACCCAGUCUGACUGGGGCUUCUGGGACUUCUCAUAAGAGGAGUCAAGACCUCCUGCGCUUCUUUAAAAGGUGAUGGGCUCAGUGUUCCCAUUGGCAUCUGGAGGUGAAGCCAGUACUGUCUCAGGAGUGGAAGGAAAUGGCCCACUGGCCUUUUUCUCCUCCACGUCACAGUCCCCAUUUGCUGGAGCCCUUGAGGGGGCCACCGAAACUGUGGCUCUCAUUCAGCCUCCUAAAGUGUUGCACUACUGAAUCCUCCUUUCUGUUUACACCAGCAGUGAAUAGAGUAAUGAAAAGAACAUGUUAUAUGCAAUGGCUUGAUGCUUAGUGUGGCAAUCAAAGCUUUCCUGGGCAGAUGUAGGCAGGGGCUAGAAAAUAGUCAUGGAGUUGUCACCAGGUCACUGUCUCUCUCCUUCCCCUUCCAGGUCUCUACUGUCGCCUGCAGCCACCACAAGGGCUAAGCUGUUGAAUGAGCCCCUUGGUUUUUCCUUAUAAAUGGAAUGACUUAUUUGUGAUUCUUAGUCUAAUCCCAGGCUAAGAAACAAACAAAAGCUUGUGACCUGACCCAUUCCUUUGCCGCCUUCCUUCUCUUUCAGGCACCUGGACGUAUUUAGUAUUCUGCCCUGUGCCUUGCCCAGGGGAGGGAGAAGUUUCUAGCAAACAUGGCUUUCUGUCUGCUGCCUGGUGCUUUUAUAGUACUUCAUCUGCUUUGUAUUGUUGUUGUUGUUUUUUAACCAAAACAGCAUUUGUUUGGCUGUCAUUGUCGAGUAUAUAUUUAUUGUGUUUUACAAACAUGAGUAUAUAUGUAUGUAUAUGUAUAAAACCAAACUUAUAUAUAUAAGAAGUCAAGGCAUGUAUACUAGAUAUUUUAAAGAGUUAUUUAUCAAGGGAAAAAGAUGUGUGUUAUAAAGUAAACAGAGUCUAUAUUUUCUAUAUAAUGUAGAUAGUCAAACAUAGCUUAUAAAUUAUAGGAGGUUUUGGUUUUCUUUUUUAUUAUUAAAGGAAAAAAAGAAGAAAAAAAAGACAAUGAAUGCAACUGUUCUUAGUGUUUUUAAGGCCAAACUACUGUGGAAGCUGGGAGGCGGCCUUCCCUGCGGGCCUCCAGCAGCCCUGUGUCCCCCGCUAGGAGCUCCAGAGCUGAUGCCCGUUGUGACCUCUGCGAUGCUCGAUGCUCGGAGCCAGCGGUCAGCAUCACUCAGCCAGCUGGCCUGUGCCGCUCCGACGUGGCUUCCAGCUGUUCUCCGCAAUUUGCAUUGGUGGGAUAAAGGAAUGAAAAGGAUAAAUAAAGAUUUAAAAGAAAAUAAAA
Molecule: messenger RNA, 12615 nt
Organism: Symphalangus syndactylus (siamang)
Lineage: Eukaryota; Metazoa; Chordata; Mammalia; Primates; Hylobatidae
Gene: GFOD1
Product: Gfo/Idh/MocA-like oxidoreductase domain containing 1
Molecular function (GO): nucleotide binding
Source: RefSeq, a predicted model, not a curated record